Archocentrus centrarchus (flier cichlid) is the source of this 1825-nucleotide messenger RNA. RefSeq names its product N-acylneuraminate cytidylyltransferase A-like. Gene Ontology annotation, molecular function: N-acylneuraminate cytidylyltransferase activity. The transcript has 9 exons. The record is from RefSeq and is a predicted model, not a curated record. Lineage: Eukaryota; Metazoa; Chordata; Actinopteri; Cichliformes; Cichlidae. Bases 237 to 1655 code for a protein of 472 amino acids.
AUUACUUCCGGUGUAGACAUAGCUUAAGGCUAGAAAAUUUGGGCGCAGCUGUUACAUUUUAUUACAUUACAUUUUAUUACAUUUAUUACAUUUUAUUACAUUACAUUUUAUUUGUUACAUUACAUUACUGGUUAUAUCCCAUUGCAACGACUGUCGGAAACAGAGCCGCAGUGUCAGCUAAAGCGUUAUUGUUUUUAACACAUCACACAAACUGCGGGAGGGUGAUUUAUGUCGACAUGGCAACGGCUAAAAGGAGAAACGCCGUGUCUGCCAGCGAGCGGCAACUUCCGAACAAGGAAAAGGACAAAGAAAAACGGAGACCCAGCUCCUUAACCGGAGUCAAAUCACUUAAAACGCAAGAGGAUACCGAUGUGGUUAGCAGAGAGGCUAAACGGAGACGCGACGACAGCGGAUGUCCGUCUUCCAGCAGCUGUCAAAGUCUGAGCAACCAGAGUCACGUAGCAGCUGUGAUUUUAGCCCGAGGAGGAAGCAAAGGGAUCCCGCUUAAAAACAUUAAGAUGUUAGCUGGGGUCCCCCUCAUCGGAUGGGUGCUGAGGGCUGCUGUGGACUCCGGAGUGUUUGACAGUGUGUGGGUAUCAACAGACCAUAAGGAUAUUAAGGAAGUUGCAAAGGCAUGGGGCGCUCAGGUGCACCAGAGGAGUGCUGAAGUCUCCAGAGACUCCUCUUCAUCAAUAGAAGCCAUCCAAGAGUUUCUCGAUGCCCAUAAAGAGGUGGGUAUAGUUUGUAACAUCCAGGCCACAUCACCAUGUCUCCACCCGCAUCACGUGAAGAAUGCCGUAGAGAAGAUCACGGUGCAGGGUUACGAUUCAGUCUUCGCAGUGGUCAGGAGGCACCAGUUUCGUUGGAAGGAGGUCAACGAAGGAUCUUGUGAGCAAACAGUGGCCUUGAAUCUGGACCCAGCCAAACGCCCGCGGCGUCAGGAUUGGGCAGGAGAGCUGUACGAGAAUGGCUCAUUUUACUUUGCCAAAAGAGAUCUCAUUGUGAAUGAAGGACUUUUGCAGGGUGGUAAGAUAUCCUACUUUGAGAUGGAGGCGAAGUACAGCGUGGACAUAGAUGUGGACAUUGACUGGCCUGUGGCAGAACAGAGGGUUCUCAGUUACGGAUACUUCGGUAAGGAAACGCCAGAGGUAGUCCGCCUGAUGUUCUGCAAUGUUUCCGGCUGUUUAACAGACGGAAAGAUCUUUAUAUCCGCGUCCGGAGAAGAGAUGGUUUCUGUCAAUACGAGAGACGCUACUGGGCUUAGCAUGCUGCAGAAAGAACAAGUGGAGGUCAUACUACUGACUUCUGAGGAGGACCCCAUUGACUCGACUUUGCUUAAAAAAAUUGCAGACAGGAUGAAGUGCAAGGUCGAGAAGGUGGGAAAGGAGCCGCUGAAUGAUUUGCAGAAAAUUGUGAAGGACAAGAAGCUGGAUUGGAAGGAUGUGGCGUUCAUGGGUUUUGAUCACGCAGAUGUUAAAUGCCUGAACCUGGCAGGUCUGAGCGCAGUACCUGGAGAUGCUCCAGAUGUAGCCUUGAAGGCGGCAAAGCACAUCUGCCAAUGUUCCGGAGGAUCGGGAGCUGUGAGGGAGUUCGUCGAGCGUAUUCUCAGGCAGAAACGAAUGGCAAAAUCUCAGAGGGAGCCGGAUGGCCAUUGACCAUAAGAACUUGAAAUGUGAAAUGAAAUCUACAUGGAAAAGACUGCAGGAGGAAGCCGGAGUACUCGGAGAGAAGUAACGCAGUCACGGGUAGAACAUCCCAGCUCCACACAUAAAGCCGUCAGACUGGAUUUGAGCCACUGGCAGCUUUCAGUAUCACUUUCAUCCCU